AUGACUGAGAAUGUAAUGGCAGGUUUUCUUAACUAAUCAUUCGAAACUGAUAAUACAAAAGGCAACUUAUCUGUUACAGGCUAAAAAUUAAUAAACAACUAUUAGAAAAGAGUUUAGAAUCAACUGUUAAUUUCAAUUAAAUGCUCAAAAGCCAUAGACCCUAAACGUUAUGAAAAAUUAGUCUAGCAAUUUCAAGAAGACAGUUAGUUUCAAUAGAAAAGUAGAGAGAGACUUAAAGCUAACACAUCAUCUCAGGGGAGCUUUCCUGCAAUUCAAUAUUAAGACCAAACCUAUUCUACGAGCUCAAACCAAUAGAAGCAGCAACAUAAUAUGCUACAAUCAAAAUCAAGAAAUGAAAGAAGUUUCAUUAAGCCUAAUUAAAGAAACAAGACUGCACUUAAUUUUCAUAAACCCAAUCACUCUUUCUACUAGGGCGAGGAAAAAGCAUCGCCUAAUGGGAUUAGCAAAGUGAAUUCAUUGCUCAGUAACAAUUAAGAUUAUAUGAGCAAGUCAUAGUAUUAGGACUCUUUAGUUUUUAAUAAGAAUUCUUCGUCAAUUAACGAUUCUAACUAGAAAAUAUAAGAAAAAGCAUUGAUAAACCUGAGGAAGACUCUUUAUUAAAAAGGUUUUGAUGAUAGGACAAUAAAUGAGAGCUAUUAUGAUCUCUACCAUUUUUAGAUUGAUACUUAGAAUGACAACAUCUCUCUUAAUAAAUAUGAAACAUCUCCCAAUGUAAAUAUCCUAAACUAAUCUAGAAAUUCCAUUCAUAGUAGCUAUCUUAAUAGCAAGGCAAGACAGACAUUUAAUGGCUCUAGCAUUGACAACUAAAAUAUGGUAUACGGUCUCAACAAUUAGAGUUCAAAAUUCUUUAAUGUUAACAAAUACUUCCAAAAUAAAAGAGUUAGCUAAGAGCCUGUAUAUAUAGAAAAUCAGAUUUCCGAAGAUUUAAUAAAGGAUUCGCCGUCUAUCAAGCAACAUAAGCGAAGAGGUACUCUUGCAUUUCCAUAGAAACAAUUCAUGAUGAAUCUUUAGUCUACAAACUUAGAUUAAAAUCCGAAUGAGAUUUCUCAGAUCAUAAAAAGAAAGUAGUAAUCAAUUUUGUACUGCAAAGAGAUUGACGACAAUGCAGAAGACUACUUUAGUUUUGAAUUAUAAUAGCUUCGAGGCUUAAAUAUUGAUUAAUUGAAACUUGCUUAUAGCAUCCUCAUGAAGUAGGCUAAUCCUCUAUUUUCUGGUUCUGUCAACACACUUAUUAAUAAACUUGACUUAUCCAAAUUGAAUGACUAAAAGAAAAGCAAACUAAAUAUCAACUAAGUAUCACCUGAUAAAAAGAAUUUCAGUGAUGUUGAGUUAAUGCUAAUGGAUGAAUUAAGAUCAUGCAAAGAUAAACUUGAAAAGUAAGAAAUUUGCUAGGCUUUAUGGUCUAUUUUGCCACAUUACGCUUAGAUACCAGAAUCAAGAGAGGGUGUCUCAAUUUAAAUUAUAAGAGAUAAUGUUUACAUUUAUGGAGGGUUUUCAAGAGAGCUAUUCGGGUAGAUUAGAAUAUAUGAUUUUUGUUCAGGGAAAUGGAGUAUUAUCGAUAAUACAAGUGAAACCCCAAAGUACAGAUUCUCUUAAACAAUGGAAGUAUUUAACAGGAAACUAUAUGUUUUUGGAGGAGCAGGUACUUAUGUCAACUAGAUUAAAAUGAGGUUGGGCUAUAAUGAUUUACACAUCUUUGAUACAGUUUCAGAAACAUGGAAUCAAGCUAACUUAGAGGGAUCACCAUAAAAGAGAUACAAUCAUGCAUCAGCUAUUUUUGGGAGCAUCAUGAUGAUUCAUGGUGGAUUCUUUGCUGACUAAAGAAAACUUCUCAAUGAUUUCGCAUUAUUUGAUUGUGACAUGAAUCGAUGGAUAAUGACAAGAGUGUACUGCAAUCAAGAGAGAAUUGAUGAUAAAAACUAUUAAUACUCUCAAGUAACUGAUUAAGUUAUUGGAUUCAGAUAGAUGCAUUCAAUGACUGCUAUUUAUGAGAGAGAAAAUUAUAGUAUUGAAAACAAAGGUGGUAAAGCAUUAUGGAGAUAAAGAAGAGUUUAUACUGACGAAGAAAGAGAACAAGGACCUUGCUUAAGUGAAGGAGUUUACCUGUUUGGUGGAUCAGAUCAAAAGGGUUAAUUAAAGAAUGAUGUAUGGUUUAUUGAACCAUACUAUAAAGAGUGUUAACAGAUAUUAGCAGAGAAUUCGUUUGAGUAUUUGGAUAAACCAACCCUUACUUUAUAUGCUAAGAAAAUCGAGAACUAUAAAGGUAAACCGCCUUGCCCCAGAUCAUAGCAUCAAGCAUCGUAUUUUAGAGAGGCAUCAACUAACUACUACUACUUAGUUAUAUUUGGCGGAAGAAACGAUUCAAUUUUUGCUGAGACUUAAAAUGUUGCUUUAAAUGACAUUUGUAUGUUUAAUGUGGUGACUAAUGAAUGGACAGCGUUAGCCAUAUAUGGACAGAUUCCAACUUCAAGAUGGUCUCAUGGCUUUACUAAGCUAGAUGACAACGGUAAAUUUAUACUCUUUGGAGGUGUUAAUUUGAAGUCCUAUUGCAAAUCUAGACUCUAUCAAGUUGAAAUCAUUCCCUAACAAAGAAAAAGAGAUAGAAAUGCUGAUAGAAAUUAGAGAAUUGACUUUAGAAUUUAGAACCUAGUAACGAGCGUUAAAAGCAAAAUAGAUAUCAUUAAGGAGCUGAUUAAUGUCAAGCAAGAACAACUCAAAUCAGAAUAGCAAUCGCAAUAAUACAAUUUUGAAACAGCCAAUAAGUAAAACAUAGAUUAUAUAAAAAUAUGA
This is a messenger RNA of Stylonychia lemnae, 2811 nucleotides long. NCBI's taxonomy places the organism in Eukaryota, Ciliophora, Spirotrichea, Sporadotrichida, Oxytrichidae. The record is from the annotation of a GenBank genome assembly.